GCAAAGAGAUCAUGUGAACGCGCAAAUCAGGAAGUGCCCUGUGCGCGUUCUCUUUCUAGUUUUGCUUUUGACUGCGGCUAAAUAUUAUUUUGUUCCACAAAAAGCGCGACUCGUUCUGUAAAGGCUGAAUGACAGUUGAUGGUUUAUGUAUGAAUACGUAUCAGAGAUGGGGCCUGGAUAAAGGAGCGAAUGUUCUGGAAGCAGGGCGGACUGCCGCGGUUAGAGUGCGGGAAGAAGCGCAGCGGCCUGUGGGCGUCGAGGAGCUCAUCAGCCGGCUACACACACAACAAGACUCCGGGUCCUCUGUGUGACAAAACGGAAUUCAUUCACUUGCUCAUUCAGACCUGUCCCUUUCUUUCACUGUCCUCCUGAUUUUGUUUUGGGAGAGAUCCGUUAUUUAUCAUCGCCAAGAUAGCCGGGCCAGGUAGGAAGAGGCACACCUCAGAUCCAGACCCCAGCAGCGGUAGUGAUUCUGGCAACGGGCGUCCUCUUAGCGCCAAGUGCCUGAAGAUGGCCAGCAGUGGUGGGAGCAGUGCAGCUGGGAAUGAAGUGGUGGGACAUUGUGGUGGAGCUCAGCAUCAGCAAAGAGGAGGCCCUGGGAGGGACAACGGCACAGAAUUGAUCUCCAACACCAGCAAGAAGAAGCAAAAGGACAAGGCGAACCAAGAGAGCAGAGAGGCCAAACGCGUGGCAGCUGGAGAAGGUCUUAUUGCAGAUGUUAAAAAAGAUGUGUUCAUGGACUGGAAGCAGAAUGCUAAUGAAGUGAUUGUCAGACUACGAUGUGGGGUUGGGGUGCAGAGGAUUGAAGAAAUCACAACUGACUUCACUGAUACACACUGUCAUGUAUACUUCCCAGAUGGACGCCAGUGGAGUUGCCAUUUGCAGGAGGAAAUCGAGGCAUCGUGUAGCAGAGUCCAGUAUAAGGAAAAAGGAAGUUUCCUGAUACUCAUCAUGCACAAAAAAGUUCCAUUUCACAACUGGCCUUCACUGAAGUCAAACAAAAAGUCAAAAGAACCAGUACUCAUCGAGACCAAGAAAGACAGUGAGCCGGAACUCAAGGCUGCAACAUUGGCGUCGACAGGGGACCUUUCUUCUCUGCUCCAGCUCCAACCUCCUUCCUCACCUGCACACAAUGAGUCGAGACGUGUUUGUGGCAAAGCUGAGCGUGCUGCCAAACGCUCCCUGACAAACAAACCAGGAUGUGAUAAACUUGCUACAGACUCUGCAGGGCAGAAAGGUGGAGCUGGGGAUAGCUCGUUUACCACCAGCAAGGUUAAUGCAAUUGUGAGAGGUGACCAACAGCUUCGGGAGCCAAUUACCAAGGAUACCAUCAUACCACCAUCCAAGACAUCCAAGGAAGCUCUGCGACAAACUGAGAAAGCCAUACAUUCUCUGAAUUCUCUAGCUAAUGACAAAGCUCCAUGUACACACCAGCCUGCUGGAUCAAACCUGCAGACACAACACGGGGAAGCAGAUAGGAAGUUGCUUGGGAGUAACCAGGAAUGUAAACAUGAAGCUGAUACUGGCAGCCACACAAGCAAAACUCAGGCAGCAGAAUACAAAAAUCUGUCUUCAGAGAUGGAGAAUACAUCUGCAACAGCUGCUUGUGGAAGUGAUGUCCACCUAGCACAUCCUGUUAGCAUUAGUAACUGUCUAAAAGCUAAUGACGUCAAUAUUGUUGUGGACACAGCUUCUGCAGAAAGGCUAACAGAGUUCCACACAGACAGAACUGACUCUGAGCCGGACAAUAAACCUGUUGGACAGAAUAUAGAGCAGGAUUCUUUGAUCCACCAGCGGCUUGGGUGUGGAGAGGCAGCUUCAGUACCAGCCACAGCUGUAAGCACCAAUCAAGGGCAGUCAACAUCUCCAGCUCAGAGACAGGCCAACUGUGAGGGAGAAGAGAAGCAGGACCAGUCGAAAGAGGAACCACCUCUGGAAAUCAUGCAACAGGAAGAACCAGAAGCAAUUGUUAACCUGCAGUUUGUGAAGAACGAUUCGUAUGAGAAAGGCACCGACCUGAUGGUAGUUAAUGUUUACAUGAAGGGCAUCUCCAGGGAUACAGCCAGGGUCAUCUUCAGGGAACAGGACUUCACUCUCAUCUUUCAGACCAGUGAUACUAACUUUCUGCGGCUGCACUCACAAUGUGGGCCAAACACAGUUUUCAAGUGGCAAGUCAAACUCAGGAACCUCAUCCAGCCUGAGCAGUGUAGCUACGCUUUCACUCCAUCUCGACUGGACAUCACCCUAAAGAAGAGGCACAACCAGCGCUGGGGGGGUCUAGAGGCCCCUGCAACACAAGGUGCAGUGGGUGGUGCCAAGGUUGCUGUUGUCUCCAGCCCCGCCUGCAUGGAGAAGAGCCAGCCAGGCAGCAGUGAGCAUAACCUCCCAUCGAAGGAGGAGCCUCCUCGUGUUGUAGAAGAGAAACCAAAGGCAUCUAAAGUCUCACCCAGAGUGGAAGAUGGAGGUCUGGACACUGUGGCUCCACACUCUGUCUGUGAACAUGUUCCCAUCUCUAAACCAGAGCACACCGUUACCACUCCGAAACCCACCUGCAUGGUGCAGCCGAUGACUCAUACUCCUGCCAGCCAUGAGCCCCGUGACGAGGAGGAGGAGAAAAAGGUGUGCCUCCCUGGUUUUACAGGUUUGGUCAACCUUGGCAACACCUGCUUCAUGAACAGCGUCAUCCAGUCCCUGUCCAACACCAGAGAGCUCAGGGAUUACUUUCAUGAUCGAGCAUUUGAGGCAGAAAUCAACUGCAACAAUCCACUCGGAACAGGAGGGAGGCUAGCAAUUGGCUUUGCUGUGCUUCUCAGGGCCCUUUGGAAGGGAACACAUCAUGCCUUCCAGCCAUCAAAACUCAAGGCAAUUGUUGCCAGCAAAGCUAGUCAGUUUACAGGUUAUGCUCAACAUGAUGCUCAAGAAUUCAUGGCUUUUCUGCUGGAUGGCCUUCAUGAGGACUUGAACCGAAUCCAGAAUAAACCAUACACGGAGACUGUGGACUCUGAUGGACGGCUAGAUGAAGUGGUUGCAGAGGAGGCUUGGCAGAGACACAAAAUGAGAAAUGACUCCUUUAUAGUGGACCUCUUCCAAGGCCAGUUCAAAUCCAAGCUCGUCUGUCCUACAUGUUGCAAGGUCUCUAUCACCUUUGAUCCUUUCCUUUACCUGCCAGUCCCCUUGCCCCAGAAACAAAAGGUGCUCUCAGUUUUCUACUUUGCUAAAGAACCUCACAAAAAACCUGUCAAGUUCCUGGUGAGUGUGAGCAAGGAGAACUCUAGCACUGCUGAAGUCCUCGAUUCCAUCUCCAAAAACGUGAGGGUCAAACCGGAGAACCUCAGACUGGCAGAGGUGGGAAAGUGUCGGUUCCAACGCAUUUUCUUACCGUCACAUUCUCUCGACACAGUGUCCUCCUCCGACAUGUUGUUCUGUUUUGAGGUGUUGUCUAAAGAUCUGGCCAAGGAAAGAGUGUUUUUGUUCCAAGUACAGCAGAGACUCCAGGUCCCCAACAUCCCCAUCUCAAAAUGUGCAGCCUGCCAUAAGCCUCCACUACCUGAUGAAGACAAGCUGAAACGAUGCACCCGCUGCUACCGUGUGGGCUACUGCAAUCAGGUAUGUCAGAAGAACCAUUGGCCCAAUCAUAAGGGUCUGUGUGGACCUAACACAGAGAAUGUGGGUCUGCCCUUCCUGGUUAGUGUGCCAGAGUCACGACUCUCCUAUGACCGACUCACCCAUCUACUCGAAGGCUACUCAAGGUUUUCGGUCAAUGUAUUUCAGCCUCCUUUCCAAUCAGGUAGGAGUUCCCCUGAGACUCUGCUGUGCCGGGCAGACCUGCCACCAAUGACAGCAGGUACUCCUGAUGGUCUGGGACCAGGCGAGGAGGCCCUGAACAGUUGUCGCUCUGUCGCAUCAGGCAGUUUGGAGAACCACUCAGUGGCACCUGAAUCUCAGGCAGAUCAUGCUCAGGCCUCGGCCCACCAUUGCGGGGACUCUGGUUCCUUCUCCUUGUCGCAGACUUCAAAUUCUACUGCACAGACUACAGACUCAGGAUUCUCAGAGCCACCCUCUUCCACUUCCUGCUACUCUUUGGACCCCCACACUGAAAAGGAGACAUCCUGUGAGAAGGCAGUACGGCCAGAAGCUGCUGUAACAGGGUAUCAACAGCCAUGUGAAUCACCUUCAGGUCAUGCCAGUCAGUUCUAUAUCACUUGCCUGGACUCCAGCAGCAAGGACCAGAGGCUGGAUGAGAAAGAAGACAUUUUGGUGGACCUCCCUGAAGAUGCUACUCUGGAAUUGGUGUGGAAAAAUAAUGAGCGGGCGAAGGAGUAUGUUCUGGUGAGCUCAAAAGAGCUGGAGUUUGAGGAGGAUCCAGGCUCACUGAGUGAGACAGUCAGAGCAGGACACUUCACGCUGGAGCAGUGCCUCAACCUUUUCACAAAGCCAGAGGUGCUCGCACCAGAGGAAGCUUGGUACUGUCCAAAGUGCCAACAGCACCGUGAAGCCUCCAAACAACUGCUGCUGUGGCGUCUGCCCAAUGUGUUAAUUAUCCAACUCAAACGUUUCUCCUUCAGGAGCUUCAUUUGGAGGGACAAAAUUAAUGACAUGGUUGACUUCCCUGUCAGGAAUCUGAACCUAAGCAAGUUUUGCAUUGGCCAAAAGGAUGAGAUGCAACAUCCCCCAGUCUAUGAUUUGUAUGCUGUUAUCAACCACUAUGGGGGAAUGAUAGGAGGUCACUACACAGCCUACGCUCGCCUGCCAAGCGACAAGAACAGUCAGCGUAGUGAUGUUGGCUGGCGCCUGUUUGACGACAGCACAGUGACAAUGGUGGAAGAGAGUCAGGUAGUGACGCGCUACGCCUAUGUGCUUUUCUAUCGACGGCGAAACUCUCCUGUGGAAAGGCCACCACGUUUCCUCAGGCCAAUGGGAGCGGAAUCACCGAGUGCUGCAGGAGCAGCUGCUAGUCAGGCCUCCAGUGACUCACUAUUUGGGAAUGACCUGGACUCUGAAGGCCCGCCAGCAUUAAACCCAGAGGUGCCCUCUGACCUCUUCUCCCACUCCGCAGAGUGUGCAGCACCACCCUACAGCAACAUGGAAGAAGUGGACUGAUGACUGAUGUGCUGGGUGGAGCUGGUGAUCCACUGAGUGCGCAGGUGGAUGUCCACUGAUCAACAGCUCCACAGGAGAUGGUUCUCUUGCUGGAAGCUGCUCCUCAGAUAUGUAGUUGUCCUAAGACUCUCAAACCAAAGGGUGCAGUUGGAGAAGAUCUGCAGGUGGCCUUUGGAACAUUGAAGGUGCUCAGUGGUGAUGGGCCUUUAGAUGUGGAUUCAGUACAAACUGGACAUACGCGUUAUCAGACACACUCCUUAAUUACACAAUAUAAUUUUCCAUUGAUGAAGACAAAGCAGUUUAUAUGCAGUUGGGCUCUUAAAUACCCACACACUUUUUAAAAACGUAUUUUUGCUGUCUCACACAGUGUAAGCUACAAGUGCACAGGUUCAGUUGUAAUUUAAAGCCAUUUCUACAAAACCUGGGUGUGUUGUGCUGAAUUUCCAUCACUUUUUGUAUUUGCUUUUGUCAGUAGCUAAAAGUAAAAGGAUACAAUGAAUUAAUUGUAAUUUGUGGUAGGUCCUUUGCUGUCGGUCAUUCUGAAAACUGGAGUUCGAAGACGUGGCAAGGUUGCGUCAUCUGUAAUUUGGCCUACCUGUGUGUGAGAUGUGUUGGUAUUGUACGUUUCAUGUUAAAUCCUCUGUUUACUUUGGUGAAGUCUUGGUGGUUCUGACACAGAUAUGCAAACCACCUGAAGGGUGUUCUUGAUCUGGCUUGUGAAGGACUUUUUAAUAGACUGAACAAAUUAUUUUAUCAUCCCCCACAGUUGUUACAUCUGGUCUUCCAGGUUUCACUUUUUCCCCCUACUCUUUGAAACAUUGAAAAGCAUGUUUUCAGUGUCUACGUGCAGGUGUGGUGCCUUGUUUUCUCGGCAGUGAUUGCUCUUUGAUCUUGGGAUAGACAGUAAACAAAUUCUAAAUGUAACUGAUAAAAAUCUGGUUAGAUGAGCACCCAAACUGUCAGAUUGUUUUUAGUCAUUCAAUGGAGGAACACAAAAUGUUGAAAUUCUGCUGUGUGCAGAGCUUGUAAACACCUUCAAAUUAAAGCUGACAGCCUGCACUUCAAGCUUGGAGUCAUUAUCUUUGGACUCCGUUAUACUGUGGUGAAUGGCUAAAAAAAAACUGGGUGUAGAAAUAUUUUUAGAGCCAACUAGUUAAACUCAUUUGGUACAUAUGGUGACACAGUUGUAGAAGCUACUGCACUUGUAUCAUCUGUUAUUAGUUUAUGUUAAGUUUUUUCUAAUGCAAUUUAUCCCUAAAAUGUUUAAGGUGUGUUAUCAUGCUUCCACAAACCAGUGCACCUUGAGAUUUAAUGUAAAGAUCAAACUAGCUCAUCUUGACCAGACCAAGGCAGGCGGGAUGGAGUUUUGAGUGAGGGUUCUCUGAAAUUUUUGUCCCUCUCUUUCCUCAUCCAGUGGCUUCACAUCUCCAUGAAUGCACCACAGUUCUCCCAUGAUGCACAAUAAUUUUUGACACAAAAUUGUGCUUCAGCAGUUUCCAGUAAAGACGAGAGCAAUCGCAGCGCAGAAUAGGUUUUUAUGGUGCUCCACUGUGCAGCAUCUCAUCUGGGAGAAGGAUGAGAUGUUUUGGGAUCAAGGCAGAAUCUCACCCAAAGAAUCAGAAAAAGUCCCUUUGGCUGCUCCCUUGAUUGCACUUGGGGUCGCCACAGUAAAUCCAAGGUGGAUCUGCAUGUUGAAUUGGCACAAGUUUUACGCUGGAUGCCCUUCCUGACGCAACUCCACAUUACAUGGAGAAAUGUGGCAGGGCUGGGAUUUGAACCCGGAACCUUCUGAACUGAAACCAAGUGCAUUAACCACUUGGUCACCACAGAUUACAAUAAUUCUCCCAGCAAACUGGAAUCUAUACCAUGUGAAUCUGACAAAAUCACGCACUCGAGGUGUCGCUUUAUUUUGAAAUGCGAAGCCACUGGAAUGCCUAGUUUGAGUUGGUGUAACAGGGUACACCGUAAUGUGGAUUAAACUUGUAGCAGUUGAAAAGAAAUUAGUGACAGGUGCUGAACUGCUACUUUUUAUCAACAGAUUGCGCACUUUUUGUCACAAAAUCCAUGUAACCUGUUUUGCUUUAAUGUACAUGUUUUGAAAGUGGAUUCUGUGGUUACAAUCACUGAUGUCCUUCAGUGUAAUCUGAAAUGUGCAUGGCUGCAUGUUCUUGCAAACUGUAACUCUCAACCUUUGUUAAAAACACAUCUUUCCAGUUUUGCUGCUUCUCAUUUCCCCCUCCUUUGUAACAGACUGCGUUUAUUUGAAGUGGGGAUCCUUAAGAAUGGUGCUGUGGAUAUAAAUGGUUAAUAUAAAUAAAAACAGUUUGGAGAAU
Thalassophryne amazonica is the source of this 7433-nucleotide messenger RNA. RefSeq names its product ubiquitin specific peptidase 19 (gene usp19). Gene Ontology annotation, biological process: protein deubiquitination. Lineage: Eukaryota; Metazoa; Chordata; Actinopteri; Batrachoidiformes; Batrachoididae. The record is from RefSeq and is a predicted model, not a curated record. The transcript is spliced from 26 exons. Bases 511 to 5100 code for a protein of 1529 amino acids. Gene Ontology annotation, molecular function: cysteine-type deubiquitinase activity.